Messenger RNA from Cooperia oncophora, 303 nucleotides. Lineage: Eukaryota; Metazoa; Nematoda; Chromadorea; Rhabditida; Trichostrongylidae. The record is from the annotation of a GenBank genome assembly.
AUGCUAAACUACGACUCCGAUUCAACCGGUUACGGCUCGUCCUCCGAUACUUCCAGUCCGCUGACCGCAUCGCAAUUUAUUCUCAGACCGGUCACUGUUCUAAGUUCAUAUUCGCAUCAUUCACCAUACGAAAAGUUCAACUUGGAUGAUUAUGCCACGUCCAGCUCUGAUUCGUCAUCAUGGUCGUCGCGAACCACGUCUGAAACUGUAAGUCACACUAUUUCAAUAGUAAAUACUUCAUUCUCAGCUCGAUUGGAUCGUAUUCUUGCCUUGAACUCAGGAAAUGUUGGAUCUAGAGCCUAG